This is a messenger RNA of Drosophila biarmipes, 916 nucleotides long. RefSeq lists its product as uncharacterized. The coding region runs from base 162 to 776 and encodes 204 amino acids. NCBI's taxonomy places the organism in Eukaryota, Metazoa, Arthropoda, Insecta, Diptera, Drosophilidae. The transcript is spliced from 3 exons. The record is from RefSeq and is a predicted model, not a curated record.
GGGGAUCUGAGUCUGAAGCCGAUCUCCGCCGCAGUUGGUUGUAAGCGGAUGUUAAAAGUGAAACCGAGGAAAGUUGCGCCGCGUUAUCUCGUAAAGCCCCGGCAUCGUCGAUUUUGCAUACCAGUUAAUCAAAACAGAGCGAGAGAGCGAAGAAUCGAACAAUGAUCAAUCCGCGACUUCUGCUGAUCGCCGUGAUCUUUGCGCUCAUUGGGAAAGUGGCACGCGCCCAAAUCGCCUUCGUCGAGGAUCAAGACAUUGAUAAGAAGAAGGCCAAUCUAGCGGGUCGCAAGCCGCUCUAUUCCCCAGCCCGAUGCCCCAAGCACCAGCUUCUUUAUCCGGGCGACCAGCAGAAGCAAAACGACUGGGUCUGCGACUGCGCACCAGCCACACUGUAUUACCCGGAGACUGACGGCUGCUAUCCGGCCUACCGGCAGGGCCCCUGCGAGCCUGGUCAGAUGCUGGUGCUCUACAAGGAGCGCAUCAUUCCGGAGUGCAUCCGUAAUCCGUGCACCAAGGACGGGCACUUCAUGAUCCGCGACGCCUGCUACGAGUUCGGCAACACCAAGAAGGAGGAGAAUCCCUGCCCCUACAAGGAGGCAACCUAUGUGCUCGGCGUGAAUCCCACCAACCUGAUGGUCGACUGUGUGAAGCUGUCGGUGCAACUGGAGACGCGCAUCUCUGACACGCCGGAGCAGGCUCCGCCGGAAUACUACAUCGAGCUGGCAGAAAAGUGCGCUCGCGGUAGUCGUCUUUUGGCCCAAGGGAAGUGUUCCUAGAGGAUAACGACUUAAGAUUUGAAUGUGUUCCGUUUGGUGCUGUACAUCCCAGUGAAGAAUUUCAAAUUUGCUCAAUGUUUAAAGCAGGUACACUAUGAUUUUUGGAUUACAUUCCAUUAAAGACCAGUUCUCAAAUUUAA